GAAAUAAUCCUUUUUUUUUAUGAUAAAUACAUGUUUAUAUCAAAUGUCUCUCUCAGUGGAAUAUUGACUUCAAACUUACUAGUUUGUGGAUGAAAACAUAUGAUUUCACUCCUCUACUUUUCUUCAGCUGACUCAGAAUGGUCACACUGAAGGUAUAUAAAUGAUCGUGUUGUUUCAGAAAAGCGGAUUACUUCAGUCAAAUUAAAAAUUGCCCCACAUUGCCGCUCAGGAGAUUCUGUAAUCCUCCAAGCACCUAGAGAGAUGUAAUUCCAUAAUUCAUGGAAUUUUCCUUUUGCUGGAUAAAAUGUGGGAAAGUAUAAAAAUAAAUAUGCAGAUGGGUGAUAAAAUAAGUAUGUAGGCGGGUGAUAGAAUAACUCCAUUCACUUAGGCUGCGUCUUUGAAUCCGUGUCUUGAUCUUACUUGUAAUUCCUGUGUAUUACUGAUCAGAUUGGAAUUCGUACUGGCGUAGUGGUCAUUUUGCGUGCAAACCAGAACUACCAUAAUGACCUUGGUCUUUUCUAUUUGCUACCUAAUCCAGGAUUUUAAUGCAGGUUAACACUGUGCUUGUUGUGACCUAUUUUACCGUGUAAGCUUUUAAGAACAUCAUGAUUUGACAUAUGUCGGGCAUGCUUGGAUAAACUGCCCCGCCAAGCACAUGAAAGGUAAACCUAGGAAUGAUAGAAAUUUGAGAGAUGAAUCUUGAUCAGUACAAGACACCAGAGGCAGCUUUUCGGCUAAAUUAUCUUUGCGCCAUUAAACUAAUUACAGCUGAGUGAUGGUGACAUGAUUCCCCUGUGAGGCCAGAUUUCAGCUCUGCACUCCACACAGUCCUAACCCACCGAGGAGAGGUGCUGACUGUUCUGAUGCCGACUUUCCAAUUGCCUUGAUUAAAGUAGAAACAUUCUAUGGCUUGGAUGACUUACAUUUCAAAUUGGUUUGAUCAAGAUGAUUGGUAUGAAGGACUACAAAGAGCAAACAUGUCCCAGGUAAGGCAAGUGGGACUCCUAGCUGCUGGAUGUCAGCCUUGGAACAAAGAUGUUUGCGCUGCCCAUGGAGACAGGUUUGCGUACUGUGCUACCCUGGCCAUCUAUAUUUAUCAGUUGGAUCACCGUUAUAAUGAAUUCAAACUCCACGCAAUUAUGUCUGAACAUAAAAAAACAAUCACAGCUCUCUCUUGGUGUCCACAUAACCCUGAUCUGUUUGCAAGUGGCGGUACCGAUAACUUAGUGAUCAUUUGGAAUGUUGCAGAACAAAAAGUCAUUGCUAAGCUCGACAAUACAAAAGGGGUGCCUGCCUCUCUCAGCUGGUGCUGGAAUGCAGGUGAUACGGUGGCAUUUGUUUCCCACAGAGGCCCGCUGUUCAUUUGGACUAUCUCAGGACCAGAGAGUGGGGUGACUGUUCACAGGGAAGCUCACAGCUUCUUGUCUGAUAUCUGUAUAUUCAGAUGGCAUAGCCAAAAAAGGGGGAAAGUUGUAUUUGGUCAUAUUGAUGGAAGUCUGUCAAUUUUUCAACCAGGUAGUAAAAGUCAGAAACAUGUUCUGAGACCUGACUCUCUUGAAGGGACAGAUGAAGAAGAUCCAGUGACAGCCCUGGAAUGGGACCCGCUGUCUACCGAUUAUCUCCUUGUGGCUAAUUUGCACUUUGGAAUUCGCCUGCUAGAUUCGGAAUCCCUUUAUUGCAUCACAACAUUUAAUUUUCCCAGUGCAGCGGCUUCUGUCCAGUGCUUGGCCUGGGUUCCCAGUGCUCCCGGGAUGUUUGUCACUGGAGAUUCUCAAGUGGGUGUUUUGCGUAUUUGGAAUGUUUCACGAACAACACCUAUAGAUAAUUUUAAACUAAAGAAAACAGGGUUUCACUGCUUACAUGUACUUAAUUCUCCUCCAAGAAAAAAAUUUUCAACCCAGUCUCCAACUAAAAAUCAUUAUACGUCCUCAACAAGUGAAGCAGUUCCUCCCCCAACUUUGACACAGAAUCAAGCAUUUUCUCUUCCUCCCGGUCACGUCGUGUGCUGUUUCUUGGAUGGUGGGGUUGGGCUUUAUGACCUAGGAGCCAAGAAGUGGGAUUUUCUUAGGGACUUGGGGCAUGUGGAAACAAUCUUUGACUGCAAAUUCAAACCCGACGACCCCAAUCUUUUGGCGACAGCUUCAUUUGAUGGCACCAUAAAAGUCUGGGACAUAAACACGUUGACAGCCGUGCACACGUCCCCGGGGAACGAAGGCGUUGUUUACUCCCUCUCAUGGGCUCCAGGUGACUUAAACUGCAUUGCUGGUGCAACGUCCCGAAAUGGUGCUUUUAUUUGGGAUGUGAAAAGGGGCAAAAUGGUACAGCGAUUUAAUGAGCAUGGAAAAAACGGAAUAUUCUGCGUUGCCUGGAGUCAUAAAGAUUCCAAAAGAAUAGCCACCUGCAGUGGUGACGGUUUCUGCAUUAUCCGAACAGUUGACGGUCAAGUGUUGCACAGGUACAAGCACCCCGCUGCGGUGUUCGGUUGUGACUGGAGCCAGAACAACAAAGACAUGAUAGCCACUGGCUGUGAAGAUAAAAAUGUUCGUGUCUAUUACGUAGCCACCAGCUCUGAUCAACCGCUGAAAGUCUUCAGUGGGCACACUGCCAAAGUGUUCCAUGUUAGAUGGUCUCCUCUGCGGGAGGGAAUUCUUUGCAGUGGCUCUGAUGACGGUUCUGUUCGAAUCUGGGAUUAUACUCAGGAUGCUUGCAUAAACAUUCUUAGUGGCCACACUGCACCUGUGAGGGGAUUAAUGUGGAAUACUGAAAUCCCUUACCUUCUCCUGUCUGGCAGCUGGGACUACACUAUAAAAGUAUGGGACACUCGAGAAGGAACUUGUUUGGAUACUGUUUAUGAUCACGGUGCAGAUGUAUAUGGGUUAACAUGCCAUCCCAGCCGCCCCUUCACCAUGGCAUCUUGUUCCCGUGACUCUACAGUGAGACUCUGGUCAUUAACACCUUUAAUCGCUCCUUUACCAAUAAAUAUUCUGGCAGACAGAUCUUGGGAAGAAAUUAUCGGGAACAUUGAUCAUGCUGUGGAACAAGGCACUCCCCCUCUAUUGUGUGGUAAAGUAUCAAGAGAUAUUAAACACGAAAUAGAGAAGCUAACUGGUAAUCCUCGAGCAAAGAAGCUAAGAUGGUUUUCAGAGUGUUUAUCACCUCCAGGUGGCAGUGACAACUUAUGGAACUUAGUUGCUGUGGUAAAAGGACAGGACGACAGCUUGCUCCCUCAGAACUACCGUAAAGGAAUAAUGCAUGUGAAACAUCUGGUUAAAUUUAGAACGUCUGAAGCCCAAGAAUUAACAACAGUCAAGAUGUCUAAAUUUGGUGGUGGUAUUGGUGUUCCUACUAAAGAGGAAAGACUGAAGGAGGCUGCAGAGAUACAUUUGAGAUUAGGACAAAUUCAGAGAUACUGUGAACUUAUGGUUGAACUUGGAGAGUGGGACAAGGCCUUGUCAGUCGCACCGGGGGUGUCUGUGAAAUACUGGAAGAAGUUAAUGCAGAGGAGAGCUGAUCAGUUAAUCCAGGAAGAUAAGGAUGAUGUCAUUCCAUACUGCAUCGCCAUUGGAGAUGUGAAAAAAUUAGUGAAUUUUUUUAUGUCAAGAGGUCAGCUUACAGAAGCUCUGCUUGUUGCACAGGCUGCUUGUGAGGGAAACAUGCAGACCGUACAUGUUUCCACACCUAAAGGAUCUUCAUAUCCUGAUGAUAUCUACAAGGAAGACUGUCAUGAACUCCUGCACAAAGUCAGUGAAGAACUAGCGGAAUGGUAUUUUCAGGAUGGUCGCGCAGUGUUAGCCGCAUGUUGCCAGCUAGCCGUAGAUAAUACUGAGCUUGCUAUGGCAUACCUGAUUCGUGGAAAUGAACUGGAGUUGGCCGUCAGUGUGGGCACAGUGCUCGGAGAGCCUGCUGCACCCACAACCCACUAUGCCCUGGAAUUGCUGGCGAGAAAAUGCAUGAUGAUUCCACCAUGCUUUCCAUCUGUUGGAUACAGGAAUUUGGCAGCUGAUCUUCUCCUGAUGACUCCUGACAAUGAACUACAGUUAGUUAAACUCUGUGCUUUCUACCCAGGGUGUACUGAAGAGAUAAAUGAUCUUCAUGAGAAGUGCAAGCUACCCACAGUAGAAGAAUGUAUGCAGUUAGCAGAGGCUGCCCUUGCGGAUGGUAAUAUAUUUGAAACUGUGAAGUAUUUCUUGUUAAGUCAAGAGCCUGAAAAAGCCCUUCCUAUUGGUAUUGACUUCAUCAAAGAAUGCAUCAGUAGCUCAGAAUGGACAUUGGAUACCGUUUACCCCGUUCUUGACCUAUUGAGUUAUAUCCGUACUGAAAAAUUAGUCUUGCAUACGUGUACUAAAGCUCGAAAUGAAUUGCUCAUCUUAUGUGGUUAUAUUGGUGCAUUAUUGGCCAUCAGAAGACAGUACCAAAGCAUUGUUCCAGCACUUUAUGAGUACACAAGUCAGCUGUUAAAACGUCGGGUGGUAUCAGUGCCUUUAAAAAUUGAGCACCUCUCUGAGGAAUUGGAUGCGUGGAGAGCUUGCACACGGUCCACAAGCCGAUCACCAGAAGAAUCUCCAUAUACACCCCCUUCUGAUUCACAAAGAAUGGUUUAUGCAACUUUACUAAAGAGACUACAAGAAGAACCACUCAAAGGAAUUGUUGGGCCAGAUUAUGUGACUGGAUCAAAUCUGCCCAGUCAUUCAGAUAUUCACAUCUCUUGUCUUACGGGAUUAAAAAUCCAGGUACAGCCUAAUGGCCCUGUAUUUUUCCUUGAAGACGGGAAAUCUGCUAUCUCAUUGAAUGACGCUUUGAUGUGGGCAAAGGUGAACCCAUUCUCACCUUUAGGGACUGGAAUACGACUCAACCCAUUUUGACAGGUUUUUCUCCAUGUUUAACUGUUUUUUAAAAAAGACCUUUUGUGGGUUAAUAUUACCUUAACUUUUGUUGUGCACAACCACAGGUUGAGGGGAGAAGGGGAGGUGGGAAUAACAGUUGACUUAAUUCAUCAACUUCAAAAAAUAAAAUAGUUAUGUAAUUUCAAGGAAAAAUAGGUGUAUUCUUUAUAAAAUAGAGUAGCCAUAUUUGGGAGAAAGAUAAUAUUUAAGUUAUAUAAAAGACCGAAAAAUAUAAAAGAGCAUAUUAAAGUUUCAGAAAGCAUAAAAGGUACCAAAAGACUAUAUUUUUGAAACUUUGAAACAUAUAAAAUAACACAACAGAUAGAAUAGUGCUUGACAUGUAGUAAGUACUUAAGGAAUAUUGGAAUAUCAACAUGUAACUAAGGUAUAUAUGACUGAUCUUCGAGUUAACAAACACCUAUAUUGUCCUCUGUAAAAUAUAUAGUAAACCACUAGUUUUAGUUCAUAUUUAAUAAAAAGUUUCCAGUUACGAGCUUACUGCGUGUCAAUAAAUGGAUACACAGUCAAAAUACUUACGAGUUUUAUUUUUUA
Messenger RNA from Herpailurus yagouaroundi (jaguarundi), 5435 nucleotides. It is a transcript of the gene WDR17, whose product is annotated as WD repeat domain 17. Gene Ontology annotation, molecular function: protein binding. The transcript has 32 exons. NCBI's taxonomy places the organism in Eukaryota, Metazoa, Chordata, Mammalia, Carnivora, Felidae. The coding region runs from base 906 to 4862 and encodes 1318 amino acids. The record is from RefSeq and is a predicted model, not a curated record.